Molecule: messenger RNA, 1678 nt
Organism: Saccostrea cuccullata (small rock oyster)
Lineage: Eukaryota; Metazoa; Mollusca; Bivalvia; Ostreida; Ostreidae
Exons: 2
Coding region: 95-718 (207 amino acids)
Source: RefSeq, a predicted model, not a curated record
UAUUGUUAACCUAAGAGUGCUUCAGUCAUAGACUAGAAUUCAAAGACGCGAGUUCCAGAACGAACUCUUAAUUAACAAAAACAAAUUAAUUACAAUGGAACAAAACAAUUACGGACAAGAGCUGACGACGGAUAGAUACACUGAAUCUAUCGAGUUAUCCAACAAAUGCCGAGAGUUUUACCUGAAGAGAAUGGAGGCCUCUGAGACCAGAAAACAAACCACCAAGACGAAUCCCACCCCCCGGGGAGGGAGGAUCACAUCCAUAGAUAUAGCCAUGGGCAAACUCAGAGAAGAAAUGAAUUCUUUGAUGGACCAAGACCUUUCUUUGAUGAAGCAACUGUUGACCUUAAAUGAGACAAUAGAAGAACUAAAAUGGAAACGAAGAUGCAGCUAUGAUUCGAUGCCUGACAGUUCCGCCGAGCUCGAUGUUUCUGAUUGGUCAGUGUCGGACAAUGAUUUGUUUGAAUCCUGCGGCGAUCUCUCUGGGAAAUGCCAAUCUGAAGAAACAGAAAUUCCGGAAGUGACAUCACUGUCAAACACAUUGAAGCACAAAUGCACAACACAAGACAUUCAAACUUCAACAAAGAAAAUGAAUCACACAUCUGAGAAAAUGUCAAAAAUCAAAAUCGGAAAUGCCAUUUACAAACAAACAAGCGAAGAGGAUCAAAGUUCUUGUGAUUCCGGCAUCUGCGAUGCUUUCUUAGCAGAAAGUUCGUGAACUUAGUACUAAAUCAAUCAUUUGCAAUAAUGAAGUUCGUCAAAGUUGUGUUCAUCAACAAGACUUUGCAAUCACACAAACACUUUGUCGCGCCUUCUGAAGUUAACGAUCUCAGGACAUACAGUUGUUGAAAAACAUGUAUAUGUGAUGUUAUUUUACUAAUCGACGAACACAUCAUAUGUGGGAUACCUUGAAAAUCGUCACAUGUACCUGUUCUUUUCUGAAAGGAUGGACACUUUACACAAACAAGGUGCUAAAGGUUCAGAGACACACGGGACUAUGAUGUUUGUUCGGCGUUUCCCUACAAAGUAUCUGAAAAUAUAUUGUAUUUGGAUCGCUCUAAACUAUGUAUAUAUUUGGAUUUUUUUUUUUUUAAAAAGGAAAAUCUGAAAUGAAAGACCUUUUUUGCAUUUUUCAUCUCUUCUUUAUAUGAAAUCAUUGAAAUGUAUUAACAAAGUUUAAAUUUUACGAUUACUAUUUGAAAUAUUAGAAAAAGAAAUGCUCAAUCCAUGGCUUUUAAAAGGGAGCGCUUGACGAAAAAAUAACAACAUGCACAUUUCUUCGAUAUUGUGUCCUUCAAAAAGACGUGAAUGGCAGAACAAGAUUAGUUUAGCAAUUUAACGACGCCAGUCACUGCCUGUUUCGAGGGAUACUGUAUUGACGAAAUGUAAGGGGGACGUAGAAUUGACGUUGAUUUGCAACUUUAAAGAUUUUUGGCUUCAUUUUCUUCUUUUUAGUCGGGGUUGUUAAAUGUACCCACAAAUCUUCCUUGUGCUUUUCGCUGCAUUUUGUAUAUGUAUUCGCAAUUCAAGGAAGAAGCCGUUGGGACUUUCAAUAUUUCUAAUCUCUUGUGUAUAAUUUUUGACAUGGAAUUAUGUUCUUUGAAAAUAAAAACUAUCUAAUUAUGUAUUUUUUUGCAUUUGGAUCUGUAAAAUAUUUGAAAAUAAAAGAGGAAUUAAU